AUGGCGCUGCACGCGCGGAGCUUCAACAAGAUCCUCACGGCCACGGUGAACGUGGCGCUGCAGGAGCCGCUGGCGAAGAUCAUCCCAAUCUCCCAGAGAGGCUUCGUGCGGGGGCGGAACUUUGGGUACAACAUCUUGGAGGUGGUCCUGGAAUCGCGGUGGCACAGCGCUCAACCUGACGCGGUGCAGAAAUCGCCGAUCACGGUGAGCUUCGACUUCGCGCAGGCGUUCCCAUCGCUGAACCAGCUCUUCUUGGUUAUGGUUUUGCGCAGGUUCGGCUUCCCCGAGGCCGUGAUCGAGUUCGUUAUUGAGCUGUAUGCGGCGGUGCUUGCGGUGGCGGCCAUUGCUGGCGUUGUGAUCCCUCUCUUCUGGCAGCGCUCUAGGAUCAUCCAGGGCGACGGCCUUUCGGGGUCGCUCUUCGCCGUCGCCAUGUCGCCCUUUCUCUUUGACGCCGAGGCUGACGUGGAGAAGAAGCGACAUGGGAUUGUGCGAGCCUGCGCGGACGACGUGGCGGCUGUGCUGGUCGCCUUCGUGCACAUCUUGCGCAUGCUCCGCAUAAUGAGAUGCGCGGACAGGCUUGCGAAUCUGGUCUUGAAGCCGAGCAAGUGCCACGUGGUUCCCACGGAGGCGGCCUUUAGCGAGCCCCUGCAGUCCAAGAUCCAGGCGAUGCUGGCCCAGCGCGUACCGCAGUGGGCGGACUUCAAGGUCGCGCCCUGCCUCCUCUUCCUGGGCCUGUGGGUUGGCCCCGCAGUGACGCUGGAGAUCGCCUGGCGCGCCCCCUGGCGCAGGUACAGGCAACGCGCUCGCGCUGUUGGGGACGGUGUCACCUCCGUCACGAUGUCGGCCUGGUACUACGCAACGAGGGUCCUCCCCGUGUUGGGGUAUGUCGGACAGUACUUGCCGCUCCCGUGGAACCUCCGGCGCGAGGAGCCCACGGCCUUGGCCGAGGUCUUCAAGAUGCCGAUCGGUGCCCUCACGGUGAAGGACUGGGUCCAGGUCGCAACAGUGUCGGCCCUCAUCCGGGCCGCCGGCGUUGCGCUCUCGAAGUUCCGAGCGCUUCUCUCUCGACACCGGCGCCGAGUGGAAGGCGCCAUUGACUUCGUGCCGUUGCCGAUGGCCUCCUCGCGGGCGCUGGCUCCCAUCUGGUGGAAGCUGCCCUCGUAUGCGGAGUUCAUGGCCGACGCGCUGGGGAUCGCUGCGUUGCCCGAGGGAGCCAGCCACCCGCAGGCUCUUCUGACGGCUGGGCGCCAGGCUUUGUUGGAGGAGUUGGAGGAGGCCAGGCUGCGGGGGAGGAGGCGCAUGGUGCAGCAGCGCGUGCACGCGGCGGUGGAGUCGGCCUGGCUUGAAGGGCAAGACCUGUCGCAGACAUUCGAGCGGCGGCUCUUGAAGUGGUGGCCAGAGUUGGCCGAGAAGAUACACGCCAUCCCGUGGGGCCAGCUCGGGGACUUGGUCUCGACGGCGUCGCCGGCCUGGGCCUUCCAGGUCAUCCGCUCGUUCUCCAGCGGCUGGCUCACGUCCCACAGGAUCCUCGAUGCCCGCGGGCGCCGUUCCUGCAUCCUCGGCUGCGACGCGCCCGAUUGCGUCAGCCACUACGUGAACUGCGACCGCCUCUCUUGGGCUGUCUCGCUGGCCUUGGGCAGGGUGCUGCCUGGCGGCCGCUUCAUCGAAGGGGGGCCUCUCUUAUGGCUCGGCCUGGGAACCGCGGCCGAGCAGCCGCUGGACGCCGAGCGGUUCGAGCACGUGGUCAUUGCGUCCUACUUCUACCACUCGUCGCGGCAGGAGCUGUUCGUGCCGCCCGACGAUGCGUUGGCGCUUGCGCGGGCUGCGCUCCGUGCCGCCCGGUUGAGUGCUGCUCCGGCGCAGCGCGCGAGGCAGGCUGCUCGCGGGAGCGCGAGGGCCGCGGCGGCUAGCGGCCGCUAG
Molecule: messenger RNA, 1920 nt
Organism: Prorocentrum cordatum
Lineage: Eukaryota; Dinophyceae; Prorocentrales; Prorocentraceae
Source: the annotation of a GenBank genome assembly